Melopsittacus undulatus (budgerigar) is the source of this 3024-nucleotide messenger RNA. RefSeq names its product leucine rich repeat containing 9 (gene LRRC9). Gene Ontology annotation, molecular function: protein binding. The record is from RefSeq and is a predicted model, not a curated record. Lineage: Eukaryota; Metazoa; Chordata; Aves; Psittaciformes; Psittaculidae.
AUGAUUUCAAAAAUGGCUUUGUGUAAUGGGUUGUCUUAUGAGAACAUUGUUCAAGAUGGACUAAAACCAACAGCUCUGGAAAUGUUUUCACUUGUGUUAUCCCAGAAUUGUAGGCAUGAAAUAUUUCCAAUUACAACUACUCUCAUUCUCUUCAUGCAAAGUAUUCAAAAGAUUUCAGACCUAAGGUACUGCCUGUUCCUCAAAGAGCUGUGAGAUGCUGAAUGCUGUGUAGUAGAAAAAAUUAAUGGUCCACAAAAAUGUGUAAAUUUGCAAAAGCUUUCUUUUUAUCGCAAUGAAAUUUCCAGGGUAGAAAAUCUGGAAGCUCUGACAAAGGUGAAUCUACUUUUGUUGAAUAAUAACCUCAUCAAGAAUACAGAGGGCUUACAUACUUGGCGGAAUUUGCAAGAUGUCAGCUUCUCUGGGAACUUACUGGAAUGUGAAUUGGCCAAGCUGUAAAUGUUGAGUAAAACGUCAAGUAAUAAAUCUAUAAGGAGUAAGAAUCCGGAAGCUGAAAAUUCAGUUCAUGAUAAUGAAGGUACAGAAAAGACAUGACUUGAAAAGGCAUUCUCACAAAAAAUAUAUGCACUGGAAAAAAAAAAAAAAAGAAUAACAUUCCAGGACAGAAAACUGAGCAGAAUUUUAAAAGAUUUCCAAGUAGAAAUGAAGAAAAGUUUGAAUUUUGCAGUACAAUUCUUGUUGAUGCCAUUGGAAAUAGCAUGCAGUUUCAGGGGAAUGAAAAUAAAUUUCUUCUUUAGAGCACACAAUCAGAGGCUGAACUUUAAAAAGUUUCAAAUAUUUCUGUAAAAAGAAGUUUUCAGUGUAAAAAAAGCUUUUUUCCUCUAUAACAGUCUAAGCAUCUGUGAAUGUCUGAGAACAGCGUUUCUGAAACAAUAAGCUGAAGCAGAAGGAAAAACCAGCAGUGACCCUGAGAAGUCACUCAAGCAUGGUAAUUCAAAUUUUGGGAAGAUCUUGAAGCUCCGCAGAGAGCCUCAGCUGCUGGGGGUAAUUCUCACAGCCAUUCGAAGCAUGUUUGAGAGAUGUCCUCACAAACUUUACAAACUUCAAAUGCCUUUUUGUCUGUUUUCUAUGUGCAAUAUAAUUGUGGAAGAGGAAAAGAGAAGCCCAGAAAGAUUUAUUCUGUCUCAUGAUUUGCAGCGUGAUGAUGAAGUUUUGAACAUGGAAAUGACAGUAAAGGUCAGUCCUCAGGUUGCUUUCUUGAAUGAAAAAGAGAACAACAUCUUUUCAGUAUUUUAUGUUAGUUUGUACUUACAUUUUAUAGUUUUGAAUUUGAAUGGGAACAGCCUGAGCACACUGUAGGACAUCUCUAGACUUAAGACACUUCAAAAAAUUAUCACCAGUUUUAAUUAAUUUAUUUCCUUUAAUAAUAUUCAUGACCUGCCCAGCCAAAAAUAAUUUGAUGUGAGACAUAACCACAUGAUGACUUUUGAGGGCAUCAGAGACUUGAGCAAACUGCAGUUCUUCAGCCUGAGCUGGAACAAGCUGAAAAGUUCCAACUUUGAAAAAAUGGAGCAUUUAAGAUGCGCCUCAUUUAGCAAGAGCAAUCUCUCACAAACAGAAGGAAUGUCUAGUCUUGACCUCACUUUAGAUGAAAACUACAUCUCAACACUAGAUGGUACUAUGUUUACUGCGCUAGAACUUCAAAGCUCAACCAAGAUUACACCACAUAGUGCAAAUAGUAACUAUCUUGUCAGCCUUAAAGAUGUGUUUGAAAAUCUGCCUUACUCUUAUCACACAUCCACUGAGAACAAUAGAAUCAUAUUCUUAGUUGGUUUAAGUAAAACUGACUGCCUAGUAGAGCUAUACACAAAUAGUAACUUUAUUAAUAAAGAGAUUCAUCAUUUAAAGGGCUUAACUAAUCUUAUGAUUUGGGGCAUAAGCAGAAAUUGAAUAGCCUGAAAACAAGAUCCCUCAUUUGUAUUAUUCCAUCCUCCCUCUCUCAAAGCCUUAGAUGGCACUGCAGUAUUUUCCAUGUUAUUUAUAUUCUCAAUCCCUCUGAUGCUAACUGACCAGUUUAGAAAUGUGUGCAGUGUGAAUUUACAGAAUAAUAAACUCAUGUCUUUCAGUGGUUAAAUCUUCAUUCCUAAUGCCAAGGUAUUGUGUCUGAACUACACUCACAUUGAACCAAUACUGCCUGGACAAAAACUCCCAAAUCAGGUAACAAAGAGGCAGCAGCUGUACUGAAAGGUAGCCUCUCGUGGAUAUGGAUAGCAAGCACUUGGAUACAGAAUUUGUAGAAAACUGCCCCUGAUCCUGGGCUACAAUGGAGUUACUAAUGUGGCCCACCUGCAGUAUAGCAGGCUAAAAAACUUGAAAUGUCUGGUUUGGCAGGGUAGGUAUUUGUCACAAACUGAAGGACUUCAAAGUCUCCAGUUUCUGCAGUUGGUAUUGGACCAUAACUGCAUUACAAUGAUUUCAUAAGGUUUACUAGCUAGACAGAACAUUCCGCUGACUCACCAUCUGGAGUAAAACCAAAUAUGAGAACCAAACAGUUUACAAGCUUUGGCAAAAUUACAGAAAUUUUUCUGGACUUCCAACAGAACUCAAGAACAGGGUUCUCUCAAGAACUGCUGUUCAUUGCUUGUGUUUUGUCUGCCAGUAAAUGCAGAAGAGAGGAUAAGAUCAGACUGUGAGCCCCUGGAACAAGGUUUUUCAGUUGCAAACUCUCCAGAGGACUCUGGGUUUCCUGCACUGCCAGCAAAUUUUACAAGACAUAACCAUUUCUGAAGAACAAAUGGGAAUCUGAAUGAAAACAUUAAGCAUUUAUUUGGCUCUGAUCUUGUAUUUGGUCAUGAACUUGAGCUGCCUCUAGUGAAUAAGUCAAAUGAAAAUAAGUGUAAAAAUCCAGGAAUUACAACAAAUAAUCUUUGAAGCAUCCAUGCAGAAAGAGCUCUGAGGCAAGCCAAAGGAGCAGCAACUAAUCUUCUAAAUCAUUUGGUACAUCUUAGUGCUAGUUCUUGAACCAGCCAACUGCAUCAGAGCAGCACAGAAAAUGCAGGGCAGUGA